Spodoptera littoralis (African cotton leafworm) is the source of this 1665-nucleotide messenger RNA. The record is from the annotation of a GenBank genome assembly. NCBI's taxonomy places the organism in Eukaryota, Metazoa, Arthropoda, Insecta, Lepidoptera, Noctuidae.
AUGAGUGCUCAUGAUGCAUCGUUAUCCUGUCCAGUUUGUUCACAUAAUGGUGUAUUUGAAUCAGUGCAGUCAUUAAGAGAUAGGCUAAUUCAUGUGUCAACAAAUAAAUUGCUGUGCCCAGUGUGUCAGGAAGAAGUGUUUGGUUUAGAUAAACUUACGAUACAUUUGUUUAGUCAUGUGAAAAUAUUGACAACAAAAGGAAAAGAAAAUGAUAAGUUAUUAGUUCCUGAUGAGAAACCUAGCCCUGAAAAGCAAGUAAUAACACAGCAGAAAAAAAUGAAAACGUCCGUAGUUAAAAAUAAAACACCGUCAUCUACAACAAAUGCUCCUGUUAAAUUUGUGAAAAUUUAUCCAAAACUGCCCGUGGUGUCUGUGAACACCGUUCCUGUUAUAGAUAUUUCUAGACGCACAGAUUCUGCUCAAGGUAGUGAACCAAUGUUUGUGAAAACUGAAACAGCACUCGUACAAACAAACACAACUUGUAACAUCUGUGGUCUACAAUUUAUUGACGCCAAUAUUUUAAGAAUGCAUAGAUGCUUAAUUCACAAUAUUGAUGAAAAUUCGAAUCAAACUUUUACUCGUUAUCACUGCCAUUUGUGCCCAAAAAAUUUCAAAAUGCGAGGAUCUUUAAUGGUACAUUUGAGGGUAGCACACUUCGGAUUUUUGUCGGGUAAUUCAAAUUCGGAUAAUACCAAAGAUAAAUGUUCGGAAGGAAAUUCAGAACAACCAGAUGAUAAAUUAUCAAAUUUGGAAAGGAAUGACAAUAAACAAUGGCAAUGUGAAGUAUGUCGCAAAUGUUUCACCACCAAAUAUUUCCUGAAGAAACAUAAACGUCUUCAUACAGGUGAAACUCCUUACGCUUGUGCACAAUGUAACAAAACGUUUACAUUUCAACAGUCGUACCAUAAACAUCUACUGUAUCACAACGAUGAGAAGCCUCACACAUGUACUUACUGCGGACGUGCUUUUAAAGAAUUAUCAACACUUCACAAUCAUCAACGUAUACAUACGGGUGAAAAACCUUUCUCUUGCGAAACUUGCGGAAAAUGUUUUCGACAAAGGGUUUCAUAUCUGGUUCACAGGCGUAUUCACACCGGUGUCAUGCCAUACAAAUGCACAGCUUGUCAAAAAAGUUUUCGAUACAAAGUAUCGCAAAGAACUCACAAGUGCCAAGCACAACCACCCGGAACAGUUGUGAGACAAGCAGGGGAAUUAGUUGAAAAACUUAAACAAAAACAUAUUGAACCGGAUGUUAAAAUAACCGAUAAGCAAGUUACUGCGAUUGAAAAUUUGACUUAUACUGAUGUUUCUGAAGCUAAUGCUGAAUUAGUUCGCACAGGAGCUAAAUUAUCUCUAGAAGACAUGGAAUCGGAGCAUUUUUCAAUAAUAGCUGAAAAUUUUAAUGAAAUAGGGGAAUGUAACAAAUCUCUAGGGUCAACUGUGCAGGAUACUUCAUUAUCAAAUAAAGGUGAUGAUGUUAUUUUUAACCAAAACAUUGAAGAAUUAAUAGAUUCUAUACCAAUAGAAGAUAAAAAUAUUCCAUCGCCUUCAGAAAUUUUGAAAAAUUUAUGUUUAUCAAAGGACGAUGACUAUAUUGGAAUUCUUCAAACUUCUAAUGACGAGAAAACUUACGAAAUUUGUAAAGACUUCAAUGUGUUUCUUUGA